UUCUGGAAGAUGUCCUCUCUUCAGAUAGUGAAGAUCAGGGCACUGCUUCUAUAUGUACCAACAGAGAUAAACAAGUGCCUCUCGUCGGAAAGAAUAUAAUCAUUUUCAAGAAUAUAACAUCUGUAGUCUAUAUAUCAAAUUUAAGGAUUCAAACGAAUGAUAUAAUUUUGUUAUAAUCUAACCCUUUACAUAAAGACCGGUAAAGGAUAAAAACUAUUCACGGUGCAGCAAACCAGUGCCGCUGUCUUCAUGACUUCGUGUCUUUUUCCAGCUGCUAAAUGAGGUCAAAUAUUAGUGUCAAGGUAUGUAGACCAAACACUGUUUUCAAAGUUAAAUGUAUAAUCUACCUCUAAUCAAAAUGCCCAUACCACACAUGUGGAGCUCUGCCCCUCAUGCUGUGUAAUGUGCCGACAACAUCGUGUACAAUCGCUCCAGUAACAUUAGCAUGGAGAACGAAAUGAUGAUCAACUCUCAGGGAAGUUCAGAUGUGAGAGAUCACUUGCUGUCAUCGGUUAAUGUUGUGACCGUUUGUGAUCUGAUCGUCAAAAAUAACACCAAGAAGUAUCGCGAGCGUUUACAUACAGACAUAGUGAACAGCAUUCAUUUCCAUCGAAUGCCCAGUGAAGGCGUCAGAAAACAUGAUAGCCAAGCCAGGAGAACACGUACUAUAGUCCGUUAUGAAAUGUGUAUGCCAUCAACGAAUAAGUGGAUAAUUAAGCCAGAAAAAAGUCCUCCGCCACACAUCAGAAGGUUAUUUGAACAGCCAGUCCUGUCAAAUUAUGACACUACCUUAAAAGAGCUCAGUGAAUUCUUGCGUUCUAACCAACGAGUGCCACCUCUUCCUUCUGAUGAAAAUCUGGACGAAAAACUCCAUGAGGGUGUUUCAACGGAAACUCCAGAACUAUCAUCGCUUCAAAAGGAACCGUCAGUCUCGACACAUAAAGGUAGUCAAUCGUCCCUGCCAGGGUCAUCACUUAGUAAUGUAGUCCAAGGUGAAGAAAGAACACAGAUGGAAGAUACCCAAGAGAAUACAAAAUCUGUCCCAAGUGAAGUAAAAGUCUCGACACCUAAAGGUAGUCAAUCGUCCCUGCCAGUGUCAUCACAUAGUAAUGUAGUCCAAGGUGAAGAAAGAAUACAGAUGGAAGAUACCCAAGAGAAUACAAAAUCUGUCCCAAGUGAAGUAAAAGGCGAUGGGUCGGAAUUACUGUGUAGUGUGGACAGUGAGACACCAACCCACGAGUUGGAAAGAAUGUCUAGCUCAUCCUUGUGCAAAAAAGACCAGCCGGACGAAGACCUCGAGAAGAGACUCCUCAGCCCGCUGGAAGAGAAUCCGGUUGUUUUGGAGGACACUACUGGGAACCUCACGGAACAGCUCUGCGAAGAACAAGGAGAGACGAGCAAAAUAGUGAAAAAAAAUGCACUCCUCUUGGCUUGUCCACUUCCACCGCCUGGGACUCCUUCAUGUUCGAGUUCCAGAGAGGGCCGAGAGGGAUCAUCUCGCUUUGCUGGUAGUUCUGAAGGUGUACGUUACUUUCAGAACUUCGUACCGAAAAGGAAUCCUAAUUCCGCCUUGCCAAACACUCAAUUCAUCGAAUUCAAAACGUCAUCGCCAGAAUCAUAAACCGAGUGUCCGACCGUCUUGUGGGACUAAACUUACCAACAGUCUCAAGUCUUUAUCAUCCCAACACUUGAAUAUGAAUAAUCACGUACCCAAACUUACGUAAAUACAGAACGAAAGAAGAAAAAAGAGCUGCAGUAAAAGGGAAUUUAUUUCCUAUGUAACAUUUAUUUCUUUAUGGUUGUGUAUGCUAGUGUGUUGUUUAUGAUUUGCUGACAAGACACGAGACCAUAACAACCUUAGGACAAGAAAUCAGGCAACAACCAUUACAUGUGUAUGCAGAGAUAAAUAUGGUUAUCUUUUUAUUCGGAUUUCAUAUGCGCUUUAGAAAAAUAAAUAAACAAAAAAAGGCAGAGAAUCUUACCCAACAGCCCUAUAUCGGCGACAAGAGGACCAGCCAGUACCCGACCUCCUAUAGGUCAACUCAAAUUACGGUUACGUAGGGAGACAACGAUUGGUACGUGAAAUGUUCGUAUGCUACAAAGUGCAUGAGCUCACCAGUUGUUAUUCCAUCAGGACGGUAGCGCUGGCUGUGCUACUGUGUCCACCUGGGGAAGGGGGCGGCCUCCUCUGUCCCCCCUGAACCCUAAACAAACCAGCGGGCCAGUCAGCACUACCUGUCCGUGCUACCGACCAAUCGGCCUGUAGCUGGCAUCUUAGCCAGAAUCUACCACACAUGCAUGUUACAAACAAACAGCCAUUGGCAAGGUGUCUCGGUCCGGCUGGAAAGCGGCUCCCGUCACUCAAACCAACCCUCUAAGUACAGCUUUAUUUCUGUCCACCCUGGGUAAGUGAGAAGUACCAAUUUGCCGCAAGGUGUUUUGAUUCCGCUGGAAAGCGGCUCACGUAACUCAACCCCCUCUUUCCCCACCCCAGGGAGUUAGGUGCUAGGUUUUAGUAGACUAAGUAGGUACGUUAGAAUGGGUAUAGUAGUUCUAUGUGUAAAUUAUGUAAAUAAAUAUGUCUUUGAACCUAUUUACCUGUGUGAGCGUGUCAGUCCGAACGAAUGCUAGCGUGUCGUACGUAUGUCCUCGUCGUGUGAAUGAGGUGAACGUGUAUCACUAGCGCGAGAGAGAUUUGUGGUGUCCGUGAAGUUGUGACGCAGCAGCAGAGAGAGCAGACAUGAAGAUCCGGGGAACUGACGCACCCAAGAAAAGACACUUUUGUCUGGGAAAGAAAAGCAGGUCUUUUGUGGAUUCCAAGGUCGGCUGAGUGCGGGUGUGUAGUGGAUGGA
Molecule: messenger RNA, 2852 nt
Organism: Pomacea canaliculata
Lineage: Eukaryota; Metazoa; Mollusca; Gastropoda; Architaenioglossa; Ampullariidae
Exons: 2
Coding region: 446-1621 (391 amino acids)
Source: RefSeq, a predicted model, not a curated record